This is a messenger RNA of Actinia tenebrosa (Australian red waratah sea anemone), 1754 nucleotides long. RefSeq names its product CD82 antigen. Lineage: Eukaryota; Metazoa; Cnidaria; Anthozoa; Actiniaria; Actiniidae. Gene Ontology annotation, cellular component: plasma membrane. The record is from RefSeq and is a predicted model, not a curated record.
GUAAGAUUGAAUUAAUACCAUUUACAAGGUGUGCCUUAUCGGGUGUUGUCUUACUCUCUCUUGUUCUUAGCUGUUCUGAAUUUACUUUACAUUGUGGGAUAGCAGAUUCAUCAUGGCAAGCCCUCUACGAUGCUUGGUUCUGUUCUUUAACUUUUUGUUCUUUGUUUUUGGCUUGAUUCUUCUUGGGAUUGGAAUAUGGGGCGAGUUGACGAUGAGUGAUUACUUUGAGCUGGCGAUGCUGGAUAACUAUGGGAUCAACACUGGACCACGACUACUGAUUGCUGUUGGGGCCAUCAUUACUGUUGUGUCUUUCUUCGGCUGCUGUGGGGCUUGGAAAGAGAACAGAUGCAUGUUGAUCAUCUUCCUCGUCCUUCUGGUCAUUUUGUUGGUUUUGGAGAUCGCGGCAGCUGCAGUGGCAUACAACAACAAAGACAAGCUAAAGAAGGAUUUGGCUAAGGAAAUAAAGAGYAAAAUCGAAAAGUACAAGGCAAGGGACAGAGAUGUUGAUGACUUCCAGGAAAAGCUCAACUGCUGUGGUGCUAAUGACUACAAAGAUUGGAAUGUUAACGUUGAGUAUAAACAGAAUUUAUCCGUUCCCGAUUCUUGCUGCAAGAAGGUCACAAAGGCAUGCGGAAAGAACGCUCUUUCUCCUGUAGCUAACAACAAGACAUUAGAAAACAUCAAUCAAAGGGGAUGUUACCAAAUCGUCUUGGAUGACAAUGACAAGAUAAUGGGAGCGAUUGGCGGAGUGGCCAUUGCACUACUCGUCAUUCAGAUUCUUGGCAUUAUCUGCGCCAUCGUGCUUAUCGUUCGCAUGGGAUCCAAAAAAGAAAUCAAUUAAUCAGUAAAAACAGAAAACAAGCGCCGUUCUUGCCUAAUAAGUGUUUUCUCUUUGAUCAAAAAUACAAUAAAUUAGGAUUCGAGGUUUCUUUAGUCUUUUUACUGAUACAGCGGCCAUUUGAAUUCUAUAUGGGAUGCUGAGGGGACAACUAUUGGAAAAUGUAUAGACUGCACAGCUGUCAGGGUGUCUUUUUAAAUUGAUGACUUUACAAAUUUGAAUAAGAUGCACACCUAAAAAGCAAUUGAAUUUUUUGGUAGUUGGAGCCGAUAUGCGAAACGCCAAGACUCUAUGCUUUAUGAAUGUUCUUUGUUAGCCCUCUCGGUAUCCCAUAAUUCAAAAUGGCCGCCGUAUAAGUAAAAGGUUUAUUAUAUACAAGUAAGACUCGUUCAUAAAGUGACUUUCGUUUGCACACAGAUGGACUGGCGGAUCCAUGGGUGGUUCCAUAAGUUCAUUUCAUUGAGCAUGCGUAUUAAGAAAUAACGGCUCUGGGAAUGAGAGCUUAGUCAAUCUCGUACCCAGAGCCUGCGGCGAAGACCGAGGGCUCUGGCAUAAUACUUCCGGUAUAAAAGCGCAUGCGUUCAAAGACUUGCCAAAAAUAAUAAUAAAAAAAAUUCCCCGCUCUCCCCUGUUAGUAUCAAUACUGAAUUCAAAAGUACCCGGGACAGGUUUUCCAUCAAAAUUCAAAUCCGACAUCAAACAAUAUAUAGGGCGUGGUUGGUUUUUGGUGUUCACGUUUUUCUUAGUUUGAAUGUAAAAGCUCUACAGGCAUAAGAUCUCCCUACCUCCAAGCAAAACCCCUUUAGAAAUCUUUAUUUGGAUAUGUAAAGCUCAAAUAACAAAUAAGUAAAUAAAUAGGAAGUUUGAUUUUUUCCUUACUUGUUGGUAACCGCAAAUAAAAUCUAAAACCAAAGUA